UCCCGACGCGACGCAUUGCUUUGGCGUCUGAAGGGCCCUGCUGUGUUGCGAACGAGUCGGGAUGGUGGGGGGGGAGGAUACCGAGAGGCUGCGGCGGCAGAUGGGGGUAUUAACAGGACCCAGCGCGUGUGUACCUUUUUUAGUUAAUGCUUGGAAUAUUUUGGCGACCGAGUUGUCACGUAGUGUCGUGGAAUGCGACGGUUGUUCUGUGAGAACGGCCGUUGUUGGAACGUUGUCGCGAGCGGCCAGCCGUUGACCACGGCUACUACAAGGUUAGCUAACUACAAGUCCACCGCUAUGUUGGGAUUCUAAUGUAUGGAAACAACAGAGCUGUACAGUGACAUUUGUGAAAGCUCGAGAUUCUUAAACUGUGUUAUGUGAAGGGCCUAUCUGCUGGUAAGUAGUAGUAAGUAAUAAACUAACUACUAGCUACUUCACCAGAAGUUAAUCAAGCAGACUAAAUAGAAAUCGUUUCAUUACACGUCUAACCAUCAACACCUUCAUAUACAGUAGCUACCUGUCAUAAUGUCUAAUUGAUAAAAAAAAAAAAGUAAAAUUGGUUGUGUUCAUUGAUUGUCAGACCAAAACCGAAAGAUACUGCAAUUUCAGUUAUAUAAAAUAGUGAAAAUCAUUAAACCCCUUAAAAUGUGAGAAGUUAGGGUGAAAAAAGAAAAUGGAUAAUCAAAAUUGAUUGUCAUUAGUUUUCUGUGAGUCGACUAAUAAAAGUCGACAAACCGUCUGAGCCUGACAGGACGGUUCACCCUGUCCUCUCUAGGCAUCUCGUUCAGAGAUGCUCCGCGGCUUGUCCUGUGUCUGGCCCCCGUGCGGGUCUCCGUGCUGAGCAACCAUUUGAGUAUUAAAGAGGUUCAUUGAGACACAACCCAGCAUGACGGAGGGUGUUCUCAUGACUUAGGUGGAAUAGUCUGGGGGCUACAGGCCGACACGAGGCUUGUGUUGGUGCAUGGUGCUGACUGGCUGGACGCGGCGAGCUAGCUAAUCGUUUCCAGCCUUGCUUUGCAAGUUUCUGCCAGGCCCUCGAGAUAACAUGCCUUGUUUGUUUAAAAAGAAGAGGAAGAAGAAAAAUACACGCAGCCACUUAAUGUCGUGUUUAUGUCUAGAGAAUGUUGUGGAUAACUUUACGGUUUUUAAAUUUCUCAGUAACUUCCACAAGAACCGGGUAUGUUGUAGUGAAGGGUGCAAGGACGAGUGGAACCGUUAACGUAGUACAUACUGCGUGUGUCUCUGUGUAGGGAGACGGAACACUUAAGUUAUUGACAAUAACAUGAAUUAGCGAGGGAACCGUCUGGUUCCGCUCGAGUGCACCACUAGGGUUUCUCUCCAGGUGACACCUUGUUUUGCAUGCGUUAAAAAAAAAAGCAUAAUGAAUGCAACCCUAUUUAGUGCUACACAAUACUGUAAACAGCUAGCACCUGCUGUUUUUUGGGCAGCGGUUGUGGUGGCUUUACAGGGUUUACUCUGUAAAUGUGUCACUGAACGCACCACCGGAGUUGAAAUGGUGCACUGUCAUCUUCUCUCCCUCCCUUCCUCACUCCCUCUCCGUCCAGCCUCCUCGCCCCGCAGGCUUGCUCUUCAUCCUGGCCUGGCCUCGUCUGCAGUGUGUUGGUGUGUGUGUUUGUGUAUGUAUGUGUGUGUGCGCAUGUAGAAACAUGAUGUCAUUGCUAAUUGCUCAGGGCUCCUGCCCUGUUCAGUUAAGGUUUAUAUUCUGCCCCUCUCCCCCCACUCUCCUCCUUUCUGCUCUUUUAUUAUUAUUAUUAUUUCCCUCUUUAUUUACUCUCCCUCCCUUUGUAGCAUUUUCUACAUAGGAUUUGCUGAGCAAGGAAAAAGUGACUUGGACAUUUAUGGGCCGAGUUUUGGUGCCAAGCGCUGCGGUUCUGGUGUGUGUGUGCGGAUUUUUUUAGCUUUGGUGUUCUAAAAAGUACCUCGGUUUCAAGAUCCCCCCCCCUCUUCUGCCGAGGUAGCCUCUAUCACAGAGGAGAGACACGCAUGUACACAGUGCGUACAGACGUGGACAGAAAUAGCAAUGCAGUAAUGUAAGCCCUGUGGAGCCGGUUAGCUCGUCAGUCACCCAAAAAUACCCAACGAUAUCUCGGCUAGCCCCAAAAGUGUUCUGCAGAUUGGAUGUAAUUAUGUUGGCAAGGCUAUAGGUGUGUGUGUGUGCGUGUAUGUGUUUGUGUGUAUGGGGGGUGUUGGGACUUUCUUGCCUUGCAGCACUAACCCGUUUAACUCUGUGUGUGGUCGAGGUCAUGCACAACAGCUGAUGAGAGAGGACGGUGAAACCCUGCAUGUGGAUACAGGCUUGUAUGACUGUGUGUGUGUGUGUGAGUGUGUGAGGGAUCAGAUAAAGAGCGUGGAGAUCCGUUAUCAGCACCCUGCUUCCCCUGUGAAACAACACCACUGGUCCGCCCUUGACCAAACUAGUGUGUGUGUGCGUGUGUGUGUGGGCAUGUGCAUAUUUGCCCGUAUACGAGUCCGACCAGAUUGGACAGAUGAUUGAUGGAGCAGAGAGUGGAUUCGUCCCAGGCUGUCGAGAAAACCAGACUGCGGUUUGUUUGCGUGUGUUUGUCUGCGUGUGUUUAUGUGUGUUGUUGCCAAUCUCUCUCUCUCUCUCUCUCUCUCUCUCUCUCUUCACUUUCAGCCCCCCCAUCGAUGCCCCUCAAUAGGCGUAUUGUGCCCACUGUCAGGCAGGCUGCAGUGAGUGUGUGUGUGUGUGUUGCAUUGUUGUUGCAGGGAGCAGACAGCCGUGAGGUGUGUUUGAACAGAGAAGGAGCACAGAGGCCCCGUUCAUCCUGUAGGGUGUGAAGCUGAGCGACGGGGCCCCCCCCUUUCUGUCCCGUCUGUCAGUCUCGCUCACGUUUCUUUUGACGUGUUUUCCUGCUUGAGCCGCAUCACCUUGUUGUGGCUCAGUUUGACGCUGCACUCUUUCUUCGCGCUCACACUCGUGUGUGUGUGUGUGUGUGUGUGUGCGUGUGUGUGCAUGUAACGUGUCGGGCCCCUGGCAGCCCAUCGCUGAUCGGCUGUCUUCUCGCUGUCAAGUCUGUACGCAGGUUAUUCAGAUGAGCUGUGGAAGCGGGCGAGGGCAGACGGAGUUUUCUGCUCUUUAAGGGAGCUGUACGCACACACUCUCUUUUGUUUAUAUGUUUCUGCUCCCGAUGUUGUCUUUUCCACUUGGCUGCACUUUCUCACGUACUGUACAGUUCAUCACUCCCAGUUCAGCUGCAUAAGGGUUUUCUGCCUCCCUCCCUGACUUUCAAACCCAUCGUCACACACUGUGAAAGCCCCGAAGUGAUGGAACAGGCUGAAAAAGGACAGACUUGGUAGUCUUAUCUCCCACCAUUGCUGCAUUCACCAGGAACCAUAUACUGUACCUGUUUAUGAGAAGUACUCGUCGUGACGUCACCCAUUGGUUUGUGUACUCCCUUUUUGAAGCCUUGUGUUCAGCAUUUUGGCCUUUCAAAUGCUAAAUUGACCGAUCAAGAAUACAAUCGACAGAAUAUUAAUAAUCGUUAGUUGCAGCUCUACAACGUUCAGUCACAGAGUGAACUUUUCCAGAUCAGAGAUCAGUUUAGUCAGUAGAUUACAGCCAAAACAAAGACAUAGGCCGUGUGCUGUAUGCCGUGUGAAAUAGUACCCCUGCUACAUUUCCUGAAGGGUCAAGUUUUACUUCAUGAAGUGUAUCAAUUUGUUCCUGUUUGCGAUGGUGCUCUUCUUCUCUGGUGAUUUAGCCCCCCCCUCUAUAAAACGCUACAGCAAGCCUUGCUCCUAGUUUUUGACAGAUCCUCCCUUCUGUCGUGACAAUGAACCUUGGGAGCUCAGGAUUGUAUGAUGGUGGUUCCUGCGUGAUGAGCGCUCAGGAUGACGGGCGACAGGAAUGUUGAAUCAUUGAUCUUAUUCGUUCCUGACAGACGCCUCCCUUGGGUUCACAUCCUGUGGGGGGAGUAGUGAUAAGUCAACAUCUGUGCUGAGGAUGUGAUUCAUGCGAUUGCAUAAUUUAAAAAAAAAUUUGAUUAGUUUUGUAGACAAGAAUUGAGAUGACUUAAACGGUGUAACUUUGAUGGAACAUGCGGUGCUGGAAAUGCUGCGUCAAGCUCGUCCAUGAGAGUACUCGGCUGGUAUCUGGGGGAAACAACGACGAUGGCUUCCACCGGUUGGUCAGGAGAAAGAGACGGCCGCUAUGUGAGAGGACGAGAGCGAGGGAGGGGAUGGUUUAAAGUAUUGGCGAGGGAGCGAUGAUUGCAGUGGUGUCUGUGGUUCCUUUGGCAGCGAAGGGACAUUCCUUUUCUGAUGAGUCACCCUCUCUCUCUCUGAUAUGUUUUCCUUCCUCACAUCCCCCCCUCCCCCCCCCUCCCUCCCCUCUCUCAUUCUCGGAGCGUCUCUCCUUCUUACUGUCACAAUCUCUAGUCAUUUUGUCAAAACUUCCAGCCAAUCAGAUCGGACCGGGCCGCGAUAUUAGUGCAAUCUCGUGGCGUUAUCGUGGACUGGCUCGCCACAGGCAUUUCUCAUGAAAUGCGAGAUAACAAGGCCACGUUCAACUCACAGUAACACACACACACACACACACAUAAUCUGAGUUCGAGCUGUGUCGUUUGUGUCUAGACGUCCUCUCGGAUGUCCUGUCACAUCUCAGCUAUAUAUAGGACCCACAGUCUCGUCACCGCUCCUGCCCUCGCCUCAGAUCCGACGGGGGCUUUCUUCACUGAGAAAGGGAGAGGGGUUUCAAAAACAGACUACUGAAGGAGAGAAGAGAGCUGUAACGCUUACAGUCCAAUAAGAAUCCCUCAGAAACUUUCUCUGCUGAUGAAAGAAGCGACGGGAGCUUGCAGCCAUCCAAAAAUAUGGAUAACAAGUGAAGAGGACAACGCUGCCUCGCCGAAGCCCCCGUGAUUGGAUGAGAAAAAGACAACCACUGGCUACCAGUAUGGAAGCGCGACAUCCUGGAGUUUCCCACAAUCCUUAGGUCUCCGAUCUGCAGCUGACCACCACUGAACCCUGAACCGUGACCAGCGCCGGUCCACGGCUGACCUCCUGUCAGGGGACCCCGUCUCGUGCCGUGAUGAUGUCGGUGGACGUGACCAACCGCAACUGCCCGGCCGCCACGCCUCCCACCUCGCUCAGCCUUCGCUCCUCGCACAACCAGCUGCUGAGCGGCGACGUCGUCCGGCAGGGCUCCGCCACCCCUCCCAAGUGUCGCAAAAAGUACGCGCUCACUAGCAUCCAGGCCGCGAUGGGCCUCGGGGAGGCGGCGGCAGUGGCGUCUUCAUCCUCGCCGUCUUCAUCCUCGCCGUCUUCCCCAUCGCGGUCCCCGACCCCAAACAAUCCCAAACUGGCCAAGAACGGAGCGAACCAGCUGCGCAAAGCCGGUCAGGAUCACAACAAGAACACGACGGACCUGGAUUCCGAGGCUAUGGCGGAUGAGCUCAAUGUCAACGCGGCCGAGGAGGAUGAGGGUCACGCUCUCACCAAUAACGACCGGGAGGAGGACGAGGAGGUCGAGCUGCUCUCAAACACCGACGCGGAGCCCGAGCAGAAAAGUGAAUCAGACAUGGACUGUGACGUUAACGCGACCGUAGAGCUCAAACUGAACGGCAACACGACAACAAACUUUGACUUGAACAUCGACGCAGAGGAGAGCGAUGACAUCAGCAUCCUGUCUGAGAAGGAGGUGAUGUCAAAGAUGAAGAUUGAGGAGGACGGAGAGGAUGCGGUGGCGGAGGAGGAGGAGGAGGAGGAAGACGGGGAGAAGAAACCUCUGCUGUCGGUGCGCAGCGAGUCUCCCGCGCAGAAGUGCGACGUCUCUCCGGGCCUGGAGCUCAUCUCCGACCUCCGCUCCAACCUCAAGCUCCUCAGAUCGGGCGGCAAGGACUCGCCGGUGCCCCCUCCGCCCUCGCCACCCAAGCACGCCAGCCAGGAGGACGCCCCCCUGCUCUCCGUGGCCUCCUGCUCCUCCUCCUGCUCCUCCUCCUCCUCACCGGAGACAAAGAAGGACAGACGGACGGGGGCAAAGACGGACUGCGCUCUGAACCGCAUCCAGAAUCUGAACCCCAGCGACGAAGAGUUGAGCUGGACCACUCUGUCCCAGGAGAGCAACUCCCCGGAGGAGACAGAUAUCUGGAGUGAGCAGUCCUUCCAGACCGACCCGGACCUGCCUCCUGGAUGGAAGAAGAUCACGGACAUGGCCGGCGUCUACUACUGGCACAUUCCUACGGGCACCACCCAGUGGGAGAGACCCGCCGCCCGCCCAGCACCCCCGGGACAGACCGAGUCCCAGGCUCCGGGCGAGCACGCGGCCUCCACGCCACGCAAGCACUCCCUGGGCUCACUCAGCCCCUCGCCCACUCCUGACCACGAGGCGUCCCAGGCGGAGGUCUUCUUCGGGGGCUCGACUCGCUCGGGCAGCACCACCUCCGACAGCUCGGUGGAGCCGCUCUCUGCUCACGAGCCCGUCCUCGCCACGUGCGGUUUCGUCAACAGCUGCUACUUUCCUCGCUCCACAUCUCUACAGGGGAGUCCUGAUCCAGAGAGUCGCUCUCAGCUUCUUGAAGAUGAGGACAAGAAACAGCCGUGGAGUGAUUUUGGCGGAAAGAUUGAUAGUGAGAUGUGGAAGGACCUGCAGGCGGCCACGGUGAACUCCGACCCCAGUCUGAAGGAGUUUGAGGGUGCGACGCUUCGCUACGCAUCGCUCAAGCUAAGGAACCGUCCAGAAGUGGAAGAAGAGCAGUCCAGCAGAGCCAACAGAGACCCGGAGACAAAGUGCUUCGCCGUGCGCUCUCUGGGAUGGGUGGAGAUGGCGGAGGACGACUUGGCUCCUGGAAAGAGCAGCGUCGCCGUGAACAACUGCAUCCGGCAGCUGUCCUACUGCAAGAAUGACAUCCGAGACACCGUCGGCAUCUGGGGAGAGGGGAAGGACAUGUACCUGGUGCUGGAGAACAACAUGUUGAACCUGAUCGACCCCAUGGACCGCAGCGUGCUUCACUCUCAGCCAAUCGCAAGCAUCCGGGUCUGGGGUGUUGGCCGGGACAACGGCAGAGAGAGGGACUUUGCAUACGUGGCGCGGGACAAAAACACCAGGAUCCUGAAAUGUCAUGUGUUCCGCUGUGACACGCCAGCCAAAGCCAUCGCCACCAGCCUGCACGAGAUCUGCUCCCGGAUAAUGACAGAGCGAAAGAAUGCCAAAGCGAUGGCGGGCUCUCUCCAUGACAGGAUGCAGGCCGGACUAGAUCUCCCUUUACAAGCAGAGUUCCCCACACCAAAGACGGAGUUGGUUCAGAAGUUUCAGGUGCUCUACCUCGGGAUGCUGCCUGUGGCCAGACCAAUAGGCUCUGCUCCAGGAAUGGACAUCCUGAACGGAGCUAUAGACAGUCUGAUUGGCUCGUCCAACAGAGAGGACUGGACCCCUGUGGCCCUCAACGUGGCAGAUGCUACUGUCACCAUCAGCAAAGACGAGGCCGGAGAGGAAGUGCUGGUGGAGUGUCGCGUUCGAUUCUUAUCUUUCAUGGGCGUCGGGCGGAACGUGCACACGUUCGCCUUCGUCAUGGAUGCCGGCGGCCAUCGCUUCGACUGUCACAUCUUCUGGUGUGAGCCCAACGCAGGGCAUGUGUCGGAGGCUGUGCAGGCGGCUUGUAUGCUGCGGUAUCAGAAGUGUUUGGUGGCUCGACCCCCUUCCCAGAAGGCCUGCGGCUCGUUGCCCCCCGGUGACUCGGUGUCCCGUCGGGUAUCGACCAGCGUGAAGAGAGGCGUCCUGUCCCUCAUCGACACCCUCAAACAGAAGAGACCCGUCACCGAGUUGCCGCAGUAACCCGCGCAACCGACCCCCGCCGCAACCCCCAGUCGCCAUAGUAACUAGUCGCAUCGCCUCCAAAAAAACCCGUCGUCACCGCAGACCCCAGUAACCUUGGAAACACAGCGAAUCCCCAGGGGUUUUGGGGAAACACAUUUUAGUUCGCUUCUCUGAACUAAAAUUGGAAUUUGGCCUCAAGAGUUUAUCGGCUCUUGGGGCGGAAUUCAAAUUUGUUUCCGCAAAAUAUGACAUACAUAAAGACUCUAAUCCCACAUCGAGAAGGAACCACCACAGAGAAACACCCGAUGUGGUGAUCGUGUACAUAGAAGUGACUCUCAUCCCCCCUCAGCACAGAGAAGGAGUGAGGAGAAGAGAGCAAAACCUGAAGAGGAAGUAGGAAGUGCUCCUUCCGGCACAGCGCGAGCUCAUUGCUGCCCAAACUGCUGAUCUCUCCGUGCUCUAAUUGUAUUUGUGUCUGUGCUGCCAGCAUGACCUUGCACACCUGGCCACACCCCCCCAUGUCACUCACCUGGUUGUCCUGUUAGUCUGUAGUGCCCCCCCCCCCCUUUCUCAUUGUCCCCUGUGGACCGUAACGUCAAGUGAAAUGGAAGGACAGAAUCGUGAAAGCCAUCGCGUCUGAUUUUCAAAUCGGCGCGUAAUGAGUGAAAGAAGGAAGCUGCUUCUGACUAAAAAUAUUGGGUCAUCAGUCUACACACACUAACCUGAUCCUGCAUGAACUUUUUGUAUCAAAGUGAACCAUUCUAGACAAUAUCGAUACACUGCUGCUGCUUACAGGAGGGUGAGAACGUCGGCGUGGAGGGUCUAAACGAGCGGUGACCUUUCACCCGAAACAUCCCUCAUACACUUCCUGUUUGCUUGUUGUUUUUUGUUCUUUCGUUAAGCCUUCGGGAAAACGACAGACGAUAGCCAUAAUGGAGAAGGAGAUAGGGAUGAACCGACUAUUCCUUUAAAUCCCACCUCUGCAUCAGUCCUCAGAGACUUCAUGUCCACUUAUAAAAACAGGAGAAAGGCUGGAGGAAUCAUUCGUAGAAGACAAAUGGAGGAAUGUGUUUUUGUACCUGCGGAGGUGAGAAGGAGAACAGACGGGUUUCACCUCCGGAUUCGGCUGUUUUUUUUGGAGAGGACAGCCAAACAGAGAGACGUGUUGACUCAAACCAACAGGACUCUCCCGGGCUGUUAUCUAUGUGUGUCCAGGGUUCUGUUCACUUGAAUUCUCAGUUGUUGUUGUUUUUCAUUGCCUCCUUACUGCACCACUGUUAUCAUCAGUGCCACUAGAUCACCUUUGGUCUGUUUUCUGUAGUUUUUCCUCUCACACAUCUCAAUUCAACACUGCUAGCUCCUCAUUAUCGCAUAUCUGACAAGCUUGGAUGUACGGUAAUAACUAAUGAAGUCUAUGACGUUUAUUACUCAGAAACAUCAGAAACAUAUUUUUUAACUCUGGAUGUAAGGCAGAAGAUGACUACCUAGCUAGUACAACUGUUCGUUAGCUAAAACCUCUGAACCGAACAGCGACUGUUGAGGGAGCAAGGUGUGCGUCUCCAGUCUGUCAAGCUUUAGGGCUGCUCCACGUGGUGAAGCAGCGUGUGAGGGGAAAAAGCUAUAAUGUAAGCUGCAAUUGUUAGCAUGUCAGGCUAAAUAGCUUACUGUAGCCAGUUAACUAUAUUUUAUGGGUUUACAGGUUACGUAAGAGAAAAAGCAUAACCUUUAUCAGAGUUGAUGUGAGCAUCUCUGUUCUGCUCUUUACUGGAUUUGAGGAAGUCUACACCCAGCAAAGAGCACCAAACACACGGUUAGUCCAGCUUCCUGAAAGCCUGAACCUCUGUCCCGGAUGUCCCAAGUAUGUAAGCUAAGCAGCCAAACAGGGCUAUGUUAAAAUGAAAUAACACUAAACGUACUAAUACUCGGACUAACUGGCUGUACGCUGCAACACAAGAACACAGUUUCUAUAUUUCCAUGUCUAAACGGAUCAUCAACUGCUGAGAAGUGUUUUUGCUGCUAAAUGUAGCUUUAGCCUGAGUCUUUUAGCAUGACGUGGUGUAUGCAGCCCUCAAGUGGUAUCUAAAGGAGGCUCAGCGAGCGGCCAUGUUUACUGCAGAGCCUCGUUGCCUCCGCGUCUUGUGCCGAGCUGUUGAACCAGUUCACCGCUAGUGGAGGGAACCAGGAGUGUAAUUGAGAUUCUAGUGAGAAAAUUCAGCCGCAUCACCUUCUUUUGUCACGAGGACGUUGAAAUGUGAAUGAGAUGACAAAAUGUGCGUGUACAUAACUUCAAAUUUAAUAUAACAUUUGGCAUUAAUCAUUGUUAUAAGCUAUCUUUUCCUUUUUAAUGUCUGUAGUUAUUUCCUUGUAAUGAAAUGCCUUCUUCUUUGAGAACUCACCAAAUGGCCAAAGUGUUAAAUAGUGAUAUACAUUGUUGUAGAUAAGAAAAAAAAUGCCAGAGCGAAUAAUGAAACAAGGAAAGGUGAUUGGACAUUUCCACAGUUGUCAAUUCCGUUUUAUGGUGAAUUUAACUGAGCAAUUAUCUAUGCAUUAUUUUGAUCUCGAGAAAAUGGAAAGUCGUGAAAAGCCUCGCAUGCCCGGACGGUGGAAGGAACGACUGUAUGUACUGAACAGAAAUAUUUUUUAUUUUAUUUAUUCUAUUUUAUAAAGGUAUAUACUGAUUUUAUUAGUUGGGGCAAGUAAAGUCUCUUGACUCGGUGUCAUUGUCUCGAUCCCCGGUUUACUCACAAUGCUCCAACAAGCUCCGCUUUGCAGGAAAAAAAAAAAGGCAAAUAAAGGAAUAUAUCUUCACCUUGUACAGUGUACUGAGAGCCGGGGGUCCACUGUUGGUCUCAACAGUUUGACAGGAGUCAAGAGGAAGAGGUGGAGGAUGAUGAUGGUGGUAAUAAUAGUGGACUCCCGGCGUCUCUGUCAAGCUCACUCACAUAAACGACAACAAACGCACACCUUUCCCACAGAUGGAUGUGUCGGCUUCUGUUUGCUGCUCACCGAUUUGUACACUUUGUCAAUGUAAUCAAUUGUGAGAAUAAACAGCAUUAUAAAACCGAA
Anarrhichthys ocellatus (wolf-eel) is the source of this 10861-nucleotide messenger RNA. It is a transcript of the gene apbb2b, whose product is annotated as amyloid beta (A4) precursor protein-binding, family B, member 2b. Bases 5072 to 7813 code for a protein of 913 amino acids. The record is from RefSeq and is a predicted model, not a curated record. Gene Ontology annotation, cellular component: nucleus; cytoplasm. Gene Ontology annotation, molecular function: transcription factor binding; amyloid-beta binding. The transcript has 19 exons. Lineage: Eukaryota; Metazoa; Chordata; Actinopteri; Perciformes; Anarhichadidae. Gene Ontology annotation, biological process: regulation of DNA-templated transcription.